CCCAGAAGGGCAGGGCUGAGGAGCCGGGGCGAGGACCACCCCGGCGUGUGGACCCAGCGCCCAGGCCAGAUUCGAGAGCUGCCAGGAGCUCAGACACUGCCCUGAGGGACGCCAGCCCCGAGACCCCGCGGCUAUUCCAGGAACUGGGGGGCCAGGAAGACAGGUGUUCGGCAGCCACUGCGAUGGGCCCAGACCCCAGGCCGGCACCGUACCGGGCCCGAGGGCCUGAGAGUUAUGAGGCCAAGUGUGAACGCCGGCAGGAGGCCCGGGAGAGCCGGCGGCGCCGCCCCAACAUGACCACAUGCCGCCCGGCAGAGAAGGCUCAGCGGGCCCAGCACCGGGAACAGCUCCAGCGGGCACGGCAGCAGCAGCUCUCCCAGAGGAGGUGCCUGGAGGUGGGGGAGCAGUGCGUGGUGACCCCCAGCCCUGGCCAGGCCGCUGAGUUUGGGGAGCCCCCGCCCGGGGCCAGCAGGAUCUCCGCCCCCAGACAACAGGUGACAGGGUCUGGCCCUGAGGCCACGGCAGCCCAGCUUCGUUCGUGCUCGGGCGUCCUGAAGGACCUUGCUGACCAGUUCCCCUCCCAGAUGGGGGGUGCUCCAUCCCAUGAACCCCCACUCAAGAAGCCCCCCCAGCACCACCGCGGCACACAGACGGCAGUGGGCAGAACACAGACGGCCGUGAAGAAGGAUGCCAGCCAACAGACCACCUCUGGAGUUGCGGUUCUCGACAAGGAAAUCAUCCAGCUCUCUGAGUACCUCAAGGAGGCCCUACAAAGGGAGCUGGUGCUGAAGCAGAAAAUGGUGAUUCUCCAAGACCUCCUCGCCACCCUGCUCCGGGCCUCCGACCACUCCUGGAAGGGCCAGCUGGACGAAGACAGGCUGAAGGGCAGACUGAGAGCCUUAGAAAGCCAGCUGCGCACCUGUACCCAGAAAUCCUCCCCGGGGGGCAUGAAAAGGGCGCUGAUGGAGAUGGAAGAGCAGAGGAGCAGCUAUGAGCAGAAGGCCAAGGAGACCCUGCAGAAGGUGCUGGAAGAGAAGCUGAAGGCGGAGCAGCAGCUGCAGAGCACACAGAGGUCCCUGGCUCUGACUGAGCAGAAGUGUGAGGAGUGGAGGCGCCAGCACGAGGCUCUACAGGAGGAGUGGAGGCGCCUGGGCGCCCAGCACCGUGAGCUAGAGAGCCAGCUGCACAUCCUGCAGUCCCAGCUGCAGGGAGCUGACAGCAGGGACUGCCAGAUGAACCAGGCGCUGCGGCUGCUGGAGAGAGAGCACCAGGAGCUGCAGGCCACCAUGGACCACCUGCAGGGGGGCACAGACGUGGGCAGGCCGGCCUCCCUGGCCUUGCAAGAUGAGCUGAGGAGGUCGGAGGAGGAGAAGCAGGCCCUGCAGGCGCAAGUGGAGCAGUUGCAGGGUCUACUCCAGGAGAGAGCUCUGCAGCUCCAGGAACAGGGGAAGCUCCUGGCAAAGAAAGAUCAGGCUUUGCCUGUGUGGAGUACAAAUUCCUCCCGCCAUGAAGUGGACUCCGAGGACAUGGAGGAGAAAGGCUGGGAUUUCAGAGACCAGCUGCAGAAGGCAACGCUGCAGCUCCAGGCCAAGGAGCAGGAGUGCAGAGAGUUGCGUUCCGAGCUGGACAACCUCAGCGACGAGUACCUCUCAUGCCUGCACAAGCUGCAGCACUGCCGCGAGGAGCUCAACCAGGGCCGGCCACCACCUCCCAGGAGGCAAUGCGGCAGGUGGCUCCCAGUGCUCGUGCUGGCAGUGGCUGUGGUGCUGGCCAUGCUCCUGGCCAAUGGGAAGGAGUGGUGACAAACGACCCUGACAGCCAUCCUGGGUGAAACUCAGAGGCAAGAAACACCCUUGAGAGCUCAGGUUUGGGCACUUGCAAGUUUGGGUUUUUCCAACUCAACAGAGAUUUCUGACAUUUUUUUUUUUAACCUAUUAUAAAAUAA
Messenger RNA from Talpa occidentalis (Iberian mole), 1945 nucleotides. It is a transcript of the gene TRAF3IP3, whose product is annotated as TRAF3 interacting protein 3. The record is from RefSeq and is a predicted model, not a curated record. The transcript has 16 exons. NCBI's taxonomy places the organism in Eukaryota, Metazoa, Chordata, Mammalia, Eulipotyphla, Talpidae. Bases 183 to 1802 code for a protein of 539 amino acids.